Messenger RNA from Prorocentrum cordatum, 2884 nucleotides. NCBI's taxonomy places the organism in Eukaryota, Dinophyceae, Prorocentrales, Prorocentraceae. The record is from the annotation of a GenBank genome assembly.
GCGGCUGGCAGUUGGCAGACCAGCAGGAAGGAUGCUAGCAUCGGUUUCUGUGUAUUCCUCGCUUCGCCGAGCUUCCUGUUGCCGACGCCUCUUCGCUCCUCUCUUCGCCGUGUGCCCUCCGGCCCGGGGGUCCCUUGGCCUACGCGGUCCGCGGGCUCUCGCGCGUCCACAGACAGGGGUGUGCGAGGUCAUUCCAAGACUUCGGGCUACCCGAACCCGUAGCCAUUUGGGCUCAGGUGAUCGCGCUCGAGUCGCCGUCAAGGGGGCCACCAGGGGGCCCUGGCCCUCCUUCCUGCGCAAAGCGUUGGAGCGCAGCGGUGCCCCAGCAUCGAGAUGCACGUCGAGAUGCAGCGGCGACCGAUCGGUAUGAAGUUGCUUCCGACCGACGAGUCAGGUGUUGUGAACCCUGAUCUUGCCUGUUGCGGCGUAUGCAUGAUGUGUCUCAAGUGUUGUGGCUGUUGCUGCUUUGUAACGGUCGGCGUAGUUAUGCUGAUCCUCAUCUGGUUGAUUGUGUUUUCUGCGGCUGGAGCGCGGACAGUUCAGGUUGGCGCCAACGGCGUCACUCUGGGUUAUAUCGUGGACAUGAGUCAGUUGUUACUGCCAGGAGCUUCAUACACGAAGGCUUGGUGCGAUGGAAACUUGGUCGAUUGCCAUGUGAAAUAUAAUUAUCCUGGGCAAGGUACAACGAGCAUCAUGGGGUGGGACGACGUUUACAACAUGGGCGCCCUGACUCCAGAGAAGGUGUGGUCGGGCGAAUGGUGGCGCGGCAACGAGCUUGGCUUCAUCAUCAACAACCCCUUCUUUUGGUCCUUGCCCAACGUCAUCAAUCCGAUGAGCAUUCAGCUGGGGUCCCUUCCGAUGCAGUAUUCGAUGGUCCGCCCGAUCGCGGAGGCGAUGUUUGAUAUAGGCAGCCCCGGAAGCGAGUCCUACUCGCGGGCGGAGUCGAUCACCAGAAGAUGGAUAGGCCAGUUCCUGGCGUCGCGUCAGACGUUCAGCGUCGGCGGCACUGACAUUAACGCUUUGGUGCACCAGAUUCUGAACGAGUAUUGCUUCAACCGCAUCGUUUCGUGGGAGUACGCGCAGGCGUUCGUGGAGGUGCAGCAGAAAGUCACCGCGAUGGCGACCCUGUCACAGAUCCUCCCUGCGUUCCUGUACGCCCGUGUCCUGGGGGCCCGGCGCUCCCACCUCGCUGCGUACGUCGACGAGUACACCGCCCUCCUGGAGCAGCAGUACUCGGGCCUGCUGAGCGGCAAGGACUGCUCGCCGAGCGAGAGCUGCGCGAGGCAGGCCGCCUUUAUGGUCUGGGACGGCAUGUACGCCGCCGGUGGUCUCUCCGUGCCCUCCGCCAUCAACACCGGCCUCGGCGUGCUCUACUCCACCGACGCGAGCAAUCCCUUCCUCGGCGGGGCCUACGCCAAGAGCCAGGCCGCGCAGUUCUACUGGGAGUCCCUCCGCUACUUCCCGCCGGUCGUCGGCUUCCCGCACUGGGAGGUGCCGCCGACCUGCGCUGGGCUGUCCGCCGAGCAGACCCUUGCGCUGCGGGCGCCCGAGGGGCGGUCGAGGGCAUGCCCCUUCGGCGCGGGCACCGCGACCGGCUACCCAGCCGUGAACCAGUACAAGGGAGGCGCGCGCGUGGUCCCGAAUCUCGCGCUCGCCCAGCGCGACCCGCUGAAGUGGGGCCCCGACGCGGGGCAGUUCGUCCUGCGGGACCUCCAGACCUACGACCACAAUUCGGUGGGCUUCGCGGAGAUGGCCGUGAACGCGAAGGUCGCUAACGGGACAAUGAACAUGGUCUGUCCCGGGAAGAGUCUGGCCUUAGUGAUUGGAUCUAUCUUUUUCGAGUUGUUCGACAGGACAGCCUGGAGGGCCUCUACGACGGCCAUCAAGUUCAAAGGGGUGACUCCUUUCGUGGAUAGUUUCGAUCUCAUCUCUGGGUCAAACUGUUUUCGAUUUCCACCAUUGGUUGUAGCAUUCCUCGUCUGUGUAAGCGGGAACGGAGUGAGUCAAUGAUACGUUACGCCUUGUGGACGCCACGUUGAAGACUGUAGAAGGAGCAGCGACUAUAUCAGAUGUGUGCCAAUGGAACGUAAACUAUUGAUUUGCACAGCGGAAGGAGCCCUUGAGAGGCUACCCUGCAAUAGUAUUGUUGUAUUUUCUUUUGCUGGAAGCAAAAUGGCGGAUACGUGUUGCGACACGGCACAAAGACAGAGCACGACGUCCGCCUCUUGUUGCAGUGUCCCAUGCGCUCUGUCGGAAUCCCCACGUGGCGGCGGGGCCUUUUUUUCUGCUGGGCAAACGAGUAUCUCGCAGUGUCUGAGCGCGUGCGCGGCUCUUCGUGCCUGGUGACGGGCACGAUUCGUUGGCACGACUGCGCGGAUCUCCUCGGUCGGCGCUGCGCCCCCCUGGCGGUGCGAACCCCUUGGCGGCGCCUCCGGCGCCACCCCUGGCGCGUUCCUCGCGCCAGGGAGGGGGGAAGGUCCAGCGCCGAGCCAGGAAGAAACCGCGCAGACAUCCGAAAGUUGAUGUUUGUGGCGUUUCCUUGUUUUUCUGAAGACGAUGUGUGAUCCUACGUGCGAUGUGCAGCCCUUUCCCAUAGUCUUCUCUCCUACCUGCUCCCUUCUCCAUUCCUCUACCCUCUACCUGCUCCCUUCUCAAUUUUUUCUCCAUUCGUCCCUUCUCCCGACCUUUCUGCGGGGCCAGCAGCAGAUGAUAUGCUGACCUUGGCCUUUGAAGCCCAUCGGAGUUGUGUUCUUGCUGAUGGUCCGACCACCCAUUGUGUGCUCACCCAACAGCGCAUCCACGCCCUCGUAGAGGAUGUGUUGCUCUGGCGGCCGAGGCGACUGGCAUCUCUCCCCGCCGCCGCCGCCGAGGCACAAAAAGCAAA